GAUUUGAAAUGCGAAGUGGAAGGACUCAGUCAGUACAUUCCAAUGUCACGUUUAAACACUGGCAAAACAUUUGGCAAGGUGCCAGGUCAGCCAUUAAUUGCAGACCGAGAUGUUUGUAAGGGACGCAGGCCAGCCAGGCUCUGUACUCUCCCAGACGCAACUCACGAAUCAAAGGACUUGGCCUCAGGACUUGGCUCGCAGGUUGACCAGGGUCGGGUGCCUCAGCGUCUUCAAAUACAGAUGAAAUGCAUAAGGGGCCUCAAGAACAAGGUUCCCCGAGGCUCCUACCUCCUGAGGGUGUCCUUGCUUGGUCGUCCAGGUGGCUGUGUCUUACAAUGGCAGCAAACGGAGCAGCUGAAGACCAGAACACACCCAUUGAGGCAUGGCGGACAUUUUUAUGAUCUGGGGCUGUAUUUCCACGAAAGCCUUUAUGUGGCACUCCCUCCUGAGAAAGACGUGAAACCCGGCAUGGCUCUCUUGUUUGAACUCUGUCUCCUUCGUGGGAAAUAUGCUUGUUUUGACUGCGUUGUGGGCUGCGCAGCCUUCCCUUUGUGUGAUAACAACUUCGAUGUCGUGGAAGGGAAAUUCAAGUGUCCCCUUCUCCGAGGACAUUAUGACCAGAAAUUUGACAGCUUCAGGAAAAUGGAAGAUUUGAUGUGCCAGGACUUGGACCACUGGCUAUGCAAUCUCUACUUUGAGGUUGUUAAAUGUCCUCACUGUUUGGAUGAUCAAACAACCCAUGAAAGACAGACUCCGUUUCCUCCUGAAUUUCCAGUUUCUUUAAUGGCUGGAGCAGAGACAGAAGAAUCAGGCAUGGAAAAUACAGCUGACCUUUCAGAGAAACAAACAGAAGAACCCAUUUGUGCAUCGCUGGAUGGCCAGGCUAAAUCCUUCCUACGCUCUUCUCAGGUUCUGACAGAACUACGACGCAGAGUCUUGCCUGGUUCCAAAGCGAUGCUAGCUGACAACCCCUCGCUGCUCCCGGAGCAAAGAAACAUGUGGAAGGAAUUGUUCUUUUACAUUUCACAGCUUGUCAUUUCCUCCGCAGGGCAGCCCCUGACCCCGCUGAGAGAUCCCGACACCCAUAAGGGAAGUGUUCCCACUGAUGUACAGGAAGUGGAGACGCAGUUUAACGCCGAGGAGGGAGGGAGGAGGCACUUGAAAAAUGCUGUGUUGGUUUGGUCUGCACUAUUCAGCUUGUGCAUCUGGGGCUCCCACUGGACCCUGGCAGUAACCCCUCAGAGGACAGAGGAGCUUUCCCAGGCUUGGCCACCUAGUGCUCUGGGUGGGGAAGAGAGUUUCUUGGCUCAGGAUGUUAAGAGGCUUCCUAGCCUAGUCACUAAUAGCAGCAGGAUCCACCUGCUAGUGCGACUCAACUCCCUGUUGUGUUUGGUCGGAGAGGGCUAUCUCAAGGUGCAAAGAAGGAGAACACAUCCCCUGGAGGGAAGCAUUUCUAAUAAAACUGGUCCCUGCCCUAUGGACUGUGAUCUCAAUCUUUUAAAAGAAGACCAUGAAUUACACAAUAAGGUAGAAAGUAAUUUGGUCUUCAAAGCAGGUUUUGAAGUGUGGGACAUGCUAAAGCAGCUGACGUUUGUGAAAUCAAGAGAAAGACUGAUUGAUCACUCAAUGAAGGAAAAACCAGCUGCUUGGAGAGCCGGAGAAAUUGAGGGUUAUUCAGAGGAUGUAUCUUACUUGGAGGAACUGGAACAACACAGAUUUUCAGUUUGCUAUUCUCCAGGUGCUGGAGGUACCAGAUCUAGAGAAUUCUUCAAGCAUCUCCAUUUUGGGCUGGUGUCAGUGUUUUCGGAACUUCAGUUAGCUGAGUGGCGAAGCCAGAGCUUCUGGUACAUCAUCCUGCUGAUUGCCUCCCUCUGGUUCCUGAGACUGUACCUGCAUUACCUUGGCCAGUGGCUUUUCCUCCAGGCCAUUUCAACUCCUGUUACAAAAUUCCAUUUUUCCCCUUUCACGGUUGAGCUUUGCUACCCACCUUCUUCACUUCACAUCAGAGAAGAGUUGCUUGUAGUUGUGGUGGGUCCUUUAAUGCUGAAUGCCGUGAUACUUCCUCUGUUUCUCAUCAGACGAGGCUGUCAGCUACUGUUUGUGUCUUCCCCUGAUGUCUUGUCAAAGUUAAUCAUUACCAUGGGACUAUGGACAGUUCUAGACCCAUUGGCCGUGUUUAUAGUGGAUACUGUCCUCGGGCGGCUUACACAGCAUGGGGAGACUCCUGUAGCUGAUGCAGCAAAGCUGUACUGGGUGUUUGUAAGGACCAUGCAGUCGGGAAUUCUUGGUGUAAUGCUCACAGUGCUAAUUUACAUCCUCCUGUUCAUCAUUUCUUCUUUGAUUUUAUAUGUGUAUUGUCUCAGAUUGCACAAUGAUUCUUGGAUAUUAGAUGUAUUUCAACGCAUCCAUAGUGAAGAAAGCAAGUUUUUCAUACCGUAUGAUUUGGAGAUUUCCAAUCAGGAGCUCAGUAACAUAGUGAAAAGGUCUGAGCAAUGGAGAGGAAUCAAUGGUAACAGAAGGAAGGUGGCAGUGUAUGAUUAUAUCUGGAAAAACCAUGGCUUCAAGUCCAGAAUCUCCAGCUGUGACCUCCAAAAGCAAAAUGAAAUUUCUGUGUCGGCACUUGGUCCAGGAGAUAUUACUUGUUAUGUAUCUAUAUACACCGUUUAUCCCAGUGGAUUCCAAGAGCUAUAUCGCCAUUUUCUCAGACUCUCCAAUGGUGCCAUUGUUGAGGUGUUUGGUGAUAUCAGUGGCCUCAGGAUUAUCCCCACAGAAGUGGCCACAGCAAUUCAGAAGCACAUAGGUGAAAUGGAUGGUACAUCAGAUGGUACAACGGACGGUACAAAGGCUCCUUUGACAUUAAAUCAGGAGAAAUGAAAAGAAGCCAUUAAAAUAAAAAGGAAUUGGUGGUCCCAAUGGAAGAAAUGGCAUAAUUAAGAAAAGUAAUAUUUUCUGGCCGCUGAAAGAUGCCCAGGUUCACAUCCAAGGAGUCUCUUACUACAUUAUUGUAACAUAUGAGUUGUUUGUUUAGUAUUUUUAAAUGAAGUCUUUUGCUCUCGUUGCUUUAGAUAUGUUUUCCUUGCAAUUGAACUUACCUUACUGACCAUUAAGCAUUAAGUAAUAGAUUUAACAUAUGAGUCAUUCUAACACUUUUGUAAUGUGAUGUGUGUGUUUGCAUGCUUAUGUAUGUGUGUGUACGUGUGUGCCCGUGUGUGUGUGUGUAUGUGUGUUGGGUAGAGAGUGACUACCAUGUUUUUUCAAGAGUUCUCUGCUUGUUGAAUAUUCAUGGCCUCAGUGCAAUCCAACACUCAAGAAUUUGCCACUAUCUUAUCCCUGAAGUAAAUAUCAUGUUUGCAUUGGUAUUGAGAUGACCUAUUUAAUUUAGAUUUUUUUUUUGCAUGUACAUGUGUAGUUAAGUACUUAACAGAAAAAUAGAAAAAAGAAA
This is a messenger RNA of Hyaena hyaena (striped hyena), 3442 nucleotides long. RefSeq lists its product as uncharacterized. Gene Ontology annotation, cellular component: perinuclear region of cytoplasm. NCBI's taxonomy places the organism in Eukaryota, Metazoa, Chordata, Mammalia, Carnivora, Hyaenidae. The transcript has 17 exons. The annotation marks the transcript as partial. The record is from RefSeq and is a predicted model, not a curated record.